CCAUCUAGAGUGACAAAAAAAAAUGUGCUGAAGAGUCUAGCCUAGGGAGAUGAGGCUAUUUUUGUUCAAGCAGAAGCUGAUACUUCUGCUGAGCCACAAGUGCGCUUGGAAAGGGCUCAGGUUGUUUCCAGGGGGAGAACUCUGCAGAGAAGAGACAAAGUUCAACAGGACAACAAAGGAGCAGCAGAAACAGCCAGCAAAAAGAAGACGCAGAGCCCUCACGUUUUCACACAGAACCCCCAGAGUUCUCCAAUCCUCAAGUAUUCUUUAAAUUGCCACUUGACGGGACCUUUUCACUUGCCUUUUCCUUACUCCAACCAUCAUGACUGAGAUCACAGCUGAAGGAAAUGCAUCUACUACCACAACUGUGAUAGACAACAAAAAUGGAUCUGUGCCCAAAUCUCCUGGGAAAGUACUGAAGAGGACAGUCACAGAGGACAUAGUCACGACAUUCAGCUCUCCGGCAGCCUGGCUCCUGGUCAUAGCUCUCAUCAUCACAUGGUCAGCUGUCGCUGUCGUUAUGUUUGACUUGGUGGACUACAAAAACUUUUCAGCAAGCUCUAUUUCCAAAAUUGGCUCAGAUCCUCUAAAAUUUGUACAUGGUGCUGUGGAGGAAACGACCGACUGGAUCUAUGGCUUCUUUUCUUUGCUGUCAGACAUUAUCUCAUCUGAGGGUGAUGAAGAAGAUGAUGAUGGGGAUGAAGACACUGAUAAAGGAGAAAUAGAGGAGCCUCCCUUGAAAAAAAAAGAAAUGCACAAAGAGAAAGCUGAUAAGCAGGAGAAACAUGAAAAGAAAAUACAGACUAAAGUCACACAAAGAGAAAAAGAAAAAGACAGAGACAAAAUAAAAGAGAAACCUGACAAGAAAGCUACUCACAAGGAUAAAAUUGAGAAAAAAGAAAAACUGGAAGCAAAGACAGUGACAAAAGAAGAAAAGAAAGUGAAGGCUAAGGAAAAAACUGAAGAAAAGAUUAAGAAGGAAAUGAAAGGUGGAAAACAAGAGAAAGUGAAGCAAACAACUGCAAAAGUGAAAGAAGCUCAGAAAACACCUAAAUCCAAAGAGAAGGAAGAGAAAGAGACUGCGACUAUGUCUAAGUUUGAACAGAAAGAUCAGUAUGCAUUCUGUCGAUAUAUGAUUGACAUGUUUGUCCAUGGGGAUUUAAAACCAGGACAAAGUCCAGCCAUCCCACCCCCAUUACCAAAAGAGAAAGCUUCAAAACCCACUACUCUUGAAGAAAAAGAAGGGGAAAAGAAGAAAGCUGAGAAGAAAGUGACUUCUGAAACAAAAAAGAAAGAAAAAGAAGAUGCCAAAAAGAAAACAGAAAAGGAAACAACGACCGCUGAAGUUAAAGAAAAAGAUCUUGGGAAAGUUGCUGAAACCAAACAAGGGACUAUAAAAGCUACACCAGCAGCAUCUAAGAAAGAUGAGAAGAAAGAAGAUUCCAAGAAAACAAAAACACCCUCAGAAGCAGAACAACCCAAGGGAAAAAAACAGGAAAAGAAAGAAAAACAGGUGGAACCAGCAAAAACACCUAAAAAGGAGCACUCAGUUCCAAGUGAAAAACAAGUCAAAGCAAAAACUGAACGAACUAAAGAAGAGACUGGUGCUGCUUCAACUAAAAAAGCUGUACCUGGAAAGAAGGAAGAGAAAAUAACCAAGACAGUGGAGCAAGACAUUAAAAAAGAAAAAUCUGAGAAGACAUCUUCAAUUCUGAAAGAUAAAGAGUCUGUUAAGGGGAAAGAAGUGAAGGCUCCAGCUUCCCUUAAAGAUAAAGAACCUGAAAUUAAAAAAGAUGAGAAGACAUCAAAAGCAGGCAAAGAAGUCAAGGCUAAACCUUCACAAUCACCAGUAAGAAAAGAAGAGAAGCCAGAGCCACUGAUUAAAAAAGAAGCAAAGUCAGAAAAACCUGAACAAGAAAAAAAGGAAUCCCCGCAUUUAAAAGAGAAAUCUAAACCAACCUCAAAGGAAACAUCAGAAGUCACAGCAUCAGGGAAGCAGAAAAUAGAAAAAUCUGAAGAAGAAAGCAAAGAAAAAACAGAAUUGAAGCAUCCCAAAGAAGACAAAGAAGAUAUUGAAGGUGCUCCAACUUCAAAGAAAGCUAGAGACCCCAUCAGUUUCUUCCAGUGUGUCUACUUGGAUGGAUACAACGGCUAUGGAUUUCAAUUUCCUGUCACUCCUGCGCAGAACCCUGGACAGAAAUCACCACAGCCCAGUUCUUUAGGACAAAAGCAACAAGAACAAUAAGCACAUGCACAGCCCUUACACAAUUUUUAAGACCAAAAAUGGGAUGAUUUUGUCCACAAUGUCACAAGCAAUUGAAAUAAUAGCCCAGGGAAUUUCUUUGAAAAUAUUUUACUCUGUUGCCUGGUAUAAAUAGAAAUGGUGGGCAAAGGGAUUGGAUGAUAAACAACAUGUUGAGGGUCUGGUGCUAAGGAAUAUGUUACUUGCAUUUUAUUUCUAGGUAUGAGUGCUUAUAUUUUUCUAUUUCCAAAUGAGAAAAGAAUUGUUCUCAAGUUUACUCAAUAAUGGUCUGUUAAGUGUAUUUAAGACAUUACAAAAUAAAAUUCCCAACUUUAGUUAGGUAUUUAUUGUUAAGUGAAAAUGCAUUGUGUUUUAAGUUUAAAGGUAUAGAUGUUUAUAUAAAAGCUACUGUUGUGAAUUAAGUUGAUAUCUAAACUCAAUUUUCUUAAUAAGUUGAUGCUUAUAAUUUAAGUCAAUGUAUACUUUUUCUAACUUGUGACAAUUCCCAAAGAAUUGGUAAUCAUGGCACAAGAGUUCCUUAUGACACUCCUAGAACUCCAAAUAUAAUCUCAACUUUAGCCAUAAAAUGGAGUAUAAUAUGGAGUAUAUAUGAGUAGACGUCAGCUAGCAUUUGUGAUGCUCCUAGAACUCCAAUGAUAAUCUUGACUUUAGCCAUAAGAUGGAGUAGAAACGUUUGAGGAAUCUUAUUUCUAAGAUUUAUCUCAAAUUAUAAUUCACUCCAAUGGAAAUAGACAAUACAAUUAAACAGAUUUGACAAAUAGUUUGCUUAAGUAUAAGCAAAUGAUAUUUUCAGACUUUUCAGAGUUUUCCAGACUGUGCCCUAAUGAAAAUGUCACCUGAAUGAAAUUUUUAGAUUAAUAACUAAAUUUAGGUGACAGAUCCAAGACUAUUUUUCACUUCGCAUCAAUAUAAUUACUUUGCGUAGCUUAAUAGUUCUUCUUCGUCAAAAAGGAAAUACAUGAAUGACACCACAGUUGAAGGAAGACAUUUUAACAUAUAUGCUUCAUGAGAUGUCUUACUUGUAUUUUAAGUAUUGGUUAUCAGUGCCAAUGAAAUGAAUGACAGCCUUUCACUUACUUGACAAUUCAUCACUUGGAAUGGCUUUCAAGUUUUAUAAUUAUUUAGUCUCCAAGUGAUAUAAACUCUUUUGUUCUUUACUACAUUUUUCUAUCAAGUCAAAAAUCUCUGCCACUGUGAUCUUUAUCAUGUUUACAGUUGCAACUCAACUUAUGACAAAUUAACUCAGAAAGUACACUGAACUAUUUUUUUUCUUGCAUUAUUCUUAUACUCAUCAAUGUCCAAGAUAACCAGUGUCCACACUAGCCAUGUACUUUAUUUUCAAGGACUUUAACUGAAUAUAAUCUUUAGGUCCAACAAACAUAACAUUGUUUUAUUUUUUUAGAAAAGUCAUUAGGCUAGGACACGAGUAACGUAUCCAUUAUUAAUAAUUAAUUUCUGUGGCUUUUGGGAAAGAAGUUGCUUUUAAACACAUGACGGUGCAUAUAACUCUUGAGCAAAAGCCAAAAAUACAAUGAACUUUGAUUAGUAACAAUACCAAUCAGUUGGUCUGGGAAUGUGUAACUUCAAGACUGGUCAGAC
Sorex fumeus (smoky shrew) is the source of this 3862-nucleotide messenger RNA. It is a transcript of the gene TRDN, whose product is annotated as triadin. The transcript has 34 exons. The record is from RefSeq and is a predicted model, not a curated record. Gene Ontology annotation, cellular component: membrane; sarcoplasmic reticulum. Gene Ontology annotation, molecular function: signaling receptor binding. The coding region runs from base 323 to 2245 and encodes 640 amino acids. Lineage: Eukaryota; Metazoa; Chordata; Mammalia; Eulipotyphla; Soricidae.